AUGGCGAAACCGCGCCUACGUUUGUAACAAUGGAAACUUUGUAAAUUCAAAGUUUAUUUCUAUAACAAGUACAGUUUCAACAUUGAAAAUAGUUUAAAAAAUAGGCGCCGGAGCGGCUCGGCCAUGGUGAAGGUGCCGAGCGACCGAGGUCCCAGGCCCGAGGCCCCCGAGGCAGGCACCAGCCACAAGGCCCUGCAUGCCUUGAAACAGAACCUGAAGAGCAUCGUGUCGUCCGGCCCACAAGAUGAAGGAAAAGUGAGGCAUGUUUUCGCCUGCCUGGAGCAGAUCUUGUACUCCUGUGACGCGGCCGAGUGGGGCCGGGCGGGCGGGGAGUGCGUCACGGUGCUCCAGUACUGCCUCAACGUCCUGGUGCUGCUGCACCAGGGCGGCAACAAGCUGCUCUUCGAGACGAUGAGCGCCAAGUGGAUCAACAUCCUGUGGGCGGGGUGCAGGCGCGUGCCGCAGAUGACGGCGCUGGUGGUCCGUGCGCUGUCCGAGCCCAUGCUGUGCUUCGCGCUCAAGUCCAGCCUGCCGCUGGGGCCGCGCAAGGUCGUGCUGGAGACCUUGAGGUCGUGCGUGGGCCGCGCGCCACCCGACGUCCGGCGCGGCGUCUUCUCUCGCCACCAGAAGCUCGUGGCGAAGCUGCUGGACCUGAUGACGGCGUGCGGGGACUUCAACAUGCAGUCGGCUUGCCUGCAGACGGCGCUGCACUUCGCCGGGUCCCGGGAGGCGGACCGGGCGGCCGUCAGCCAGCCCUUGCUCCGGAUCCCGCAGGCGCGCCAGGUCUUCCUGCUGCUCGACUUCCACUGCUUCGCCAAGGAUUCGAGAUUCUUUCUAAACAUGCUGAACACCACGAUGGGCCUUGACGCCAUGGUGUUUUCAGUUCCCUGUUCCAGCGUGUUCAUUGGCCAAGAGCAGAUUUAUCAACCAAAGGACCUGUCGGAGUUCUGGGUGGACUUCAACUACGGUUCGGUCAGCAUAUCCAUGCUGUACGACCAGCGCCAGCAGCAACUGCCCAGCAGUCAGACAAAGUCGCUGACCGUGCUCCGCCACGACGUCAAGAGCGUGGUGCUCUACGACAGCGUUUCUUCCCGGGCUCUCACGAUCACACUGAACCGACAGUGCUCUGGCUUUCAGUCGGGUAAAAUCAAAAUAGUCAUGGAGAGCAACCAGUUUGCGUCUGAUGUCGACGGCAUUCUGGUCAACAUGUUCCGUGGCAUAUAUACGGUUCAAGCUGGAACGCAACGCAGUUUACAAGAAAAAAAAAACAAAAGCAACAUUUUGACGGAAGCUCAGGUUCCCAAAGAUUCCGAAUUCGAAAGCAGUCUUGCCGAGAAACCUUCUCCUCGCAAGGCCGUCCGUUUGUCGACCAACGGGAGCGAAGCGAAAGCAUCGGUGACGAGGCAGGGCUUGGAGGUGAACUUCAGACCCCGGGCCUCAGGCAGAACGCAGAGCUUCAGGAAGCAUUUUCCUAGAUCAAACGUGCCGGGGUGUGGCGCUACUUCACGUGCUUCCCCGUACUUCCCAGCGGACUCCUCGGGGCAGAGGGGCGUGGGGACGCCACCGAACAUAUUCACGCCCCCGCAGCGAGAGGUCGCAGCGUCCAUCGACCCCCACCACUGCAAAGCCAGCACGCCGCUGUUCACCAAGAGGAAGACCAAUCUCUUUGAAUACCUGUCGCAGAAGAAGACCAGCUUGAGCGGUGACUCCCCUGCAAGUUCGUGCCUGUCUCGCUCCGUGAAUGACGCGAGUACAAAUGACGAUAGAGAUACUUCCUAUGGUAGUUUUAUAAAUAACCUUCAGACUAAACCGGGAAGCAAUGUUAAGCUCUCAAGGUCUUUUUUUGAUGACAAAACUGCAGUUUUGAAAAAUUCAUCAGACGCUAAUAAAGUAUUUCCACUAGCAGCUGUGGAAAACUCUUCUUCAUCUACAUUCCAAGGGAAUGAAUGUGUUCUAAAAAUUACUCCAAGUGGUAAGCUUUCGUCUUCAGAAGCAAAAAAUAAAAUAGGUGAGGAUAGUUCAGAAGUUUCAUUCAGCAACAAUGACGACUUAAUUGACUCCUCCCAAAAUUUUGACACAGACUUUGAAAUGAAAAUGUUGUUCGCUACGAACAAGACCGGUACGAAGGUCAGCAGAACCUCAGCAGCACCGGCGAAAGUUCAGUCGCAGUUCUGUGUGUCCGGCAGAGUCGUGAGCGAACAUUUCGUGGCUUCCAGCGUGCCUCCGAAACUGCAGCGAGUGGAGCGACAUCCCCGCGAGACUCGGACACCGCCCUCCGCGUUGAGGGAACAACCGCCCGUGGAUGUGCCCGUCACGCUGUCGCGACCAGGGUCUCCCGCCAGCAUCGAGCGAGACGCAGCAUCGGCAGUGAAGUCACUGGCUUCGGUGCGAAACAAAACAGUUGCAACCAAACACACGAGUCAGUUUUGCACAAACACGUUUCCCGAGUUCGUUGCUGAUGGUAAUCGUCCCCUGGAAGAUAAUCAUUCAAAACUUCGAGAAUCAGGCUUUCCUGAAACGGAGAUACAUAAUGAACAGGUGGGAAAAAUGGUUGGCACGAAUUGCACUUCAACGGAUCCUGUGAUGACUGAUACAGAAAAAGUAAUUUCAAACAAGGGAUUUAAAGAAAAUUGUCAGAAGAGCUGCAUGUUAAGCACUAUAAAUGAUGAUAAAAACAGAAGAACAAAUGGAGAAAGUAUUUCAAGUAGCCCGAAGCUUGCAGACUUACUUGAUGUUAGUGAGCAGGAAAUAAAAGUCAAAGAUAUAGAAACACUAGGGCGAGGAAGUCCUCAAAGUGUAAAACAUGAAGCAUACAAUACUACUGUAAUGGUUGCCGAAUCAUCAGCUGUGACACUGAAUGAGAAUCAAAGCAUUAUUGGAAACUGUAUUUCACAUGCAGAUGAGGAGACGGAUUGUGGUGCCAAUCCAAAGCCACCAGAUGCAAAAUCAGCGUUCUCCGAAGAGAAAAUGAAUAAAAGUGAGAACUGCACAGUGUCAACUCACUCACCAGCUCAAAUGAAUGGCAACCAUGAGCAUAAACAGAUUGUAAACAAAACUAAUACAUGGUCAAAAUCUGGCGACAUUUCUAGCGAUUUAGCAAAUGAGUCCAUUUUAUUGCCACAGUCAAGGUUUUUAAACCCACAAAUCUCUGCAGUGGGUAAGAGGAAAUCCAGGCGAUUAUCCCUAAGUAUAACUGGUAAGAAUGAUAAGUGUGUAGCUCUGGCUCACAAAACCAGAAUGGCCGAAGACAUGAUAAUGAAUGAUUCUGGUUCAGUUCGAGAUGGUAAGCUAUCAGACACAUCUGUGUGGGACACCAAACGAACUGAAACAAGCACCAAAGGACAAGACGAGAGUGGAGUGGUAACUGGCGUAGAACUGAGAAAGCACGCAGAGCACGUGGAACAUAAUGAUACUGCAUCACAAACAGUUCCUCAGUGCAAUGACAUAGAUGCGCCAGAAGGAAAUAGAGCUGAUUCUGCCAGUGUGAAACGUGCUUCUGUGAGAUCUGACCCAAAGUGUCCACAGACAAAAGAGAAACAGAAUAAGGGAAGAAGAAAAGGUCGCAAGCCAGCGAUUAGUGUAGAAAAAACUAUACACGAUGUUAACGUAAUGAUUUCCAGAAAAGUUGAAAAUAAGCUGCAUAGAGAUGCGUACGACACUCCAUAUCUAAAUCCUAAAAGAGCACUUACAUUUAAUGAUAGCGCAAGAUCGAAUAAAAAGAGAAAGUUAUUCUAUGAUGAAACGUCUGCCGAAAUAUUCGAGGUUAAUCGUGCACGUGAAAAUUCCUCCAGCGAAACAGCCAAGUGUCCACCUACACACGUGAUGCAAAACAAACAACUCGACUCCCCCAAAAACAAAGAAAACUGUGUUGUUUUUGAUUCGCUUCUCAGCGGAAGCGUCCAGCAAGCGAGGGGCACUCGGAAGAACAGGAGCAACUUGUGGGCGGAGAAGCUGAAGCAGCUCCCGAGCACAGACACGGACGAGUCGUUCCGUGCGGAGCGCAAGAUGGCGGUGAGCAAGAGGGUGAGGAGCAGGACGAAGGGCAAGCAGGCGGUGAAGAAGGCGGUGGUCCGCAGCUACGAAGACGACAGCAGCGGAGACGGCUUGCCGCCGCUGGUGAUCGAGGUGGUUCCCCUCAGGUACAAGUCUUUCGCCAACAAGGGAAACAAACCCGCCAGCCGCUCGUUCAGCCCCCUGGCCGGGAAAACUGACACCGGUGUGAAGACCUCUUCUGAUGCUGUUUAUGAUGAGAUAUUCUUGAAGAACAAGAAGAUGAAAAAAACAGUACAUGAAGAGGCUGCAAACAAAAGAGAAGUAUUGGCAACCUGUGAUGAUAGUUGCGGAAACAUUCAAAGUGCUUCUAACAUACAGCAUUCUAAAAUAAGUGGACAAAACGCCACUCUCCAGAAUUUUAGUACUUCCAGCAAAAAUAAAUGUUUUGUAGUGCCUAAGCCAGAUCGGAAAAAUUUGACUAGUAGCAAAGAAGAUUCAGAUACCAAUUAUAACUGUCCGAAGAGUACGUCAAGUCACCAAGAUUACUUGAAGUUGGGUGGCCGCAACGGAACCAAUGGGGACAAACAUCAAGUUCAGAAAGUUAAGAAGAUGGACCUUUUGGUACAAGAAAACACGCACGUUAAUCUUGCUACCUCAAGCUGCAAUACGGUUAAAACAAUCAGUUUUGAAGCUUCAGCACAACAAACAGCUAAGACCGAAGGAAAAACAAAUAAUUACAGUAACUCUGGGCUCUUGUCUGCCAAAUCUCUUUUUGAAGCUGCAGCAAGUGUCGAAGCUGUAACAAAUGCUUCGGAUGAAAAGCACGGGACCAAGUAUAACUUGAGAUCUUGUCAUGAAAUAAACGAUCCAGCUUCGUUCCUGGACAGUGGUAAUGUAACAAACGAUCACCAGCAUGGAACUCAAAAACAGAGGAAGAAGUUACGUAAAAUUGAUGAUGAUGCAAUUGCUACCAAUUCGGUGAAACAAAAGUCCUUACACAAAAAUAAAAAGUUAUCACUUUUAACGGUCGAGAAACCAACUCACCCGCCGAAAACUAUCGUGUCUAGAAAGAAGAAUGACCAGAAAGACCGGGACGUACAAGACGGGGAGUGCACAAAUGUUUCCGAGCGUGUGCCGGCCGUAGGGAAUGUUAGCAGCGAGCGUGAGGAAGUCAAAUCCGAGAAGGUGUCUUGUUUGAGUAAGGGCGGCGAGGUCACCUUCGCUGACUGCAUGGAAAGUUUCUUCCCGCCCGAGGCGGAGGGAAGCGCGGGUCCGGCGACGACGGAGCGGAGCGGGGGACGCGGCAGGCGGACGAAGGUGGAGAGGGAAGUGACGGUGACGGAGCGCUGCAGCCAGUUCUCGCAGUCGGUGGACGACGGGCGGUCCCGGAACGUCGUGGUGACGAAGAAGACCCGGCAGGUGACGUACGGCAAGCGGAGGGUCUCGUGGGUGGAGAGCUCCGGCGACGAGGACUGCGAUGGUCGUGAGACGCGGCAGAGACGGCGCGAGGCGGGAUCCGGCACGCCCUCUCGGCGCGGCAGGCCGCCACGGAGCGUGUCGCCUUCUCGAGGCUCCGACGUGUCUGCGUCGCCGGCGCCUGGGAGAGACCUCUGCCGUCAGACAGACUCACCAGCACCGAACAUUGACAAAACCACGCCCACUACACCUGAUUCAGAGACCAUCAACAGAAAUACACAAAGAGGUAUUCAUAGCUACGAGGACUCGCUGGAAAUCAGUUCGUAUUUCACUCAGGUGCGGCAGACGGCGACGGGCAGCGCGCUGGACGAGCUGGCGUCCCAGGUGGCGAGGCAGAUGGCGCUGGGGGACUGGAGGCUGUGCCUGGCCGAGAGCCACGCCGCCAGGCAGAGGGCGGCGUCCCAGUUCGUGGCGGGCGUGGAAGAGGACAUCGGCGUGCUGGAGACGUACCAGGCCCACCUGCGCGGGGAGGUGGCGUGCCUGGACCGCCUGGAGAGGAGCGUCAGGAGCAUGAUGGCCCGGGGGACGCAGGCCGCCGCGGAGGUCGCCAGCAGGCUGGGACGCGUGGAGCAGGCACGCGCGCGGCUGGAGGAGGGGGCGGUGGCGGCGGUGGCGGCGGAGAGCGAGCGUGCCGCGCGCAGCUGCAGCUGCCUGCGCCGGCAGCUGCAAGCGCUCGGCGCGGAGUCCCUGCGGCGCGGCGCGGCGGCGCUGGCGGGCAGCGUGCACGGCAUCUUCGCGUCCCUCUUCCGGCAGUGA
Messenger RNA from Bacillus rossius redtenbacheri, 6225 nucleotides. RefSeq lists its product as uncharacterized. The coding region runs from base 124 to 6225 and encodes 2033 amino acids. The record is from RefSeq and is a predicted model, not a curated record. NCBI's taxonomy places the organism in Eukaryota, Metazoa, Arthropoda, Insecta, Phasmatodea, Bacillidae. The transcript is spliced from 15 exons.